CCAAACGAAUUUGCGGCGGUCAUUUUUGCACCCAGACAUCCGUUUUCAACGCUUUCCUGUAUCCAACCGGAAGCAAUAGCGAACUAACAACGCAAACAUUUCUGUCCGUUAAUAACAAAGAUUGCGAGAAAUUAACUGCCGAUUGCAUCGCAUCGUCCGCCAUCGGGGCUGUGGCCAAAAUUGGCGCUGCUGCUGGACUGGCCGCUGCGGCUUUAUCGUCUGGAAUGGGAGCAGCCGCUAAACUUUUCAUAACCGCAAGUAAUAAAAGUAAUGGAACAGCGAAUAAGGAAGAUGAGCGUUUGCAUUUUAAUUAUACCAGUCGCACAGUAAAGAAAUUAAAGUAUUUUGAUUCCCUGCUGAAAUCAAAAUCUUUGUUUGAUGAAAUCGAACCAUUUUUAGAAAGUUCAAUCGUCGAAGAAAAGAAUUUGAAAAGGUUUCACAAAAAUAAUCUCUUCAGUUUAUUUGGUGGUCGGCAAGAGGUAACAAGUGUGACAGGUUGUACUUGUGAUGACCCAAGUCCAUCAGCGGGGACGAUAGGACGAGCUUGUAGCACAACUUGUAGAAACAGCGAAACUUUGUGUUCCGGCUCGCGAACCUGCUACCGGACAACCACGUUCAUGGCUGUUUAUUCCCUGAUUACCGGCAGAUAUUACCAAGCGGGAGAUACGGGGCCGUUAGAAGCAACUUUUUCAAAAAAAUAUUUCCAGAUUGACGAAACCGACUGCGAAAUACUCGAAAGUCAAUGCAGCGCGGCCUCCUCCUUAUCUAAAGCGAUCAAGUCGUCUGGCAUAUUUGUUGUCAAUGUCGCUCUGACGUUGGGUUUAGCAGCUGGAGCGGUUGGCAUAGCUCUAAUGAAAGCAAUACAUCACGGCCAAAGUGACGUAAUAACGUACGAAGAGUAUAAAACUCCCCAAUACCUCUUUGAUUCUUUAAGACGGGCAGAAAUGCAAUUUUUGAGAAUCAAAGACGUUAAAUUUAAACUUAAUCGAAAGGAAACAGAUCAUCUGCCAAGUGUUGAGAGCUCGAUAACCGAAGAGAGUAAAUUGAAGAUACCUUAUAGCCUUUUCAAGUUUUCCGCCGGGCGAAAGGGUAGGGCUGGAUCGUGUUCUUGUGACAUCAUCCCUGGAGGUCCAAUCGAAUGUUCAACUACCUGCUUUUCGUCUGAACAGCCGUGCGGUGGAAGUUACUGCACUCGAACUUCAGCUUUUGGGGCUUGUUUAUACCUUGGGGCUUAUCCACCCGUCGUCGUAGCAACGCAUUCAUUUUUAGAAGUCGAUAACAAAGAUUGCGACAAACUGGAAAUUGAUUGUAGCGUCACAUCGUCAGUUAUUGCCGAGGCCGCAAGAGUUGCAGCAGUCGCCGCUGGAGUGGGCGGAGUUCUAUCGACCAGAAUUGCCGUGGUAGCCGUGGUCGUCGCCAAUAACGACCAACAAAACAACAAUGACAAUCAAAAUCAACAAUCGAACAUAAUUUCCAAUCAGACACCCGCAAAUAAUUUACCGAUUCCAGUUGUCGGAUUAAGUUUUCCAGAUGACGGGAAGUGGUGACAGUUCCAUUCGAUUUCCUGACGGAAGUAGCCAUCCUAUUUUCAGCAGAGGACCUUGUAAUCAAACUCAGUGGGUUACAGUCGACCCCAUUUCAUUACAGGGUGGAUGCACUCUGCGUCUCUGUGAGGAAGAAAGAGUUUUCGUUGGCCGGACUGGUCUCUGUCAUGACGUCAACGAUCCAUUUGAAUGUCAAGGAGGUCGCCGCCUUUAUUACACGGCCUAUGGAGAUCCGAUUUGCGAUUGUCCAAUCGGACAAUAUCCGUUUCCUGACAGCACCAAAGACGAUUGCGUUUCAUUAUUCUCUCGAGGUCCCUGCCCAAAUCACCAAGUUUUUGUUAUAACUGAGAAUGGUCGACUGAGUUGCGAACCCCUCGAAUGUCUGUCGAUUAAUGGAGGAGAUGACGGACGAUUCCAGCAAUUAGUUCCGGAUGAAAAAGGAACUUGUUUCGCUUUGGGUUCUCGCGGACCUUGUCUAUCCACUCAACUGUUAGGUUACGACAUAUUCAAACGGCAAUUGCAGUGCGUAGUCGAUCCCUUCUCUCCCGAAUCUUCAGCAUCUCAACAAAACGAACUGGUCGAAGCUGCAGAAUUCAGGCAAUUGUUUUCACAGGAUUACAUCAGUGAGAGAAUUGAGUGGAUUGAAUAUUUAAUCACCCUCAGUUUAAUGCAAAGAAACAAGUUAAUGGAACCAGUCGAGAGGCAAGACAAUGCUGGAAUUCUUCAAUUGCCCAGUUCUUUACCUGAUUCACUCCUUCAACCGUGUUGAUCUGGAACUCGACCAGGCAAUAAUUUCAAAUGCGCCAAUCCGUUAGUGUCUGAUUCCGGUUCUGGUGGGUCUCUUCCUCCGGUGCCUCCAUUAGUCACUUGCCCAGCUGGCACUUUCUUGACGGCCUCGGGUUCGUGUGUUGAUGACAGUCGGGCGGCCAGUUGCGGACCUUCGACUCGAUUUAACGAAGCAACUGGGCAAUGUCGAUCUUUAUUUUAAUUAUUUUCCCACUGAAUUCAUACUCAUGGUGGUGACGGAUGUUAAUUUAAUUUUUUUAUUUUUCUGACGAGUUGUUUUUAAAAUGGAUGUAUGAAUGUGGUGGUGGCGGUGUGAUGGUGUCAAAGAUCCUUUUUGAAACAAUCAGAAGGUUUUUAAAUAAAUUACUGA
Molecule: messenger RNA, 2700 nt
Organism: Daphnia pulicaria
Lineage: Eukaryota; Metazoa; Arthropoda; Branchiopoda; Diplostraca; Daphniidae
Exons: 4
Coding region: 1531-2313 (260 amino acids)
Source: RefSeq, a predicted model, not a curated record